GUCUCUCAGCAGAGCACUCUUCUCAUUGGCUAACUGAGCCGCCCCGCCAUUGAAGCCCGUAAACAGCGCCAAACCAAACACUGCCCAACUUUUGUUUUUCUCUCGAUGGUUUUUCGGGUUAAAUGUAGCAAAUUAAGCCUGUCAAUGAGUUAACAAAAACAGUCCAAGAAGCGGCGACUUGUUUUAUAUUUAAACCCUGUAACCAUAGUGACGUUUAAAGGUCGUCUCGUGAGAGAAGCAACCCCGGACGGACGGAGCAGAUGUUUGGGGCGCUGGUGAACGUUGGGAGCUAACGUCAGCGUCGUGGGUCUGUUGUCGCCGCUCCCAUUUGGAGGCUCCGGCAGGAAUGAGCUGUCCAGUGAAGCUCCAGGCUCUGCCCAGCAGUGUUUUUGAGAAAGUUGUUACUCCGGAGAAUAUGCGAGUUAGAUCCUCUGUGAGUUCACUCACCCAGCUGAGUUUCCCUAAAUCCAGAUCAGCUCUGUGGGACAGCACACCUGCAGGAGAAAAGCUCCGCCUCCAGCUGUGCUCUCACAGGAAGCUUCGGCUGGUGCUGCAGGAAAAAACUCUCCGUUUGGCCCAGCGGCACGCCCGCCACAGCAACAAGCCCCGCCUUCACUUCUUCCUCCUGGGAUCGGUGUCGGUCGAUGCAGAUGAAGAGGGCAUCACGGUCACUUUGGACCGCUUCGAUCCUGGCCGGGAUCAGGCUGGAGGCUCCGGCCUGGUUCCAUCAGCCGUUCCUCCCGGUGGUGUUGUGGUUCCCUGCUUGUUCUCCGAUCGGCCGGAGCCUGAAUCUGUCGUCCAAUCGGAGACAGACUUUCAUCAGUGCUUUAAAGUGCUGCAGCAUGCGGUGAGUAGCAGGCAGACUCUGGAUCUGUCUCAGCUACUGAAGGUCAGAGCUCAAAUCAGCUGCUCGCAGCAGUGCGACGCCGCCGUCUUUAGCCUCAGCUGGCUGGCCGUCUGUCCGGCCGUGAGUGUGGACAUUCAGCCGGUCCGGCCCGUUCCCAUCAUCCCCACAGCUCUGCUGAGGAGUCUGAGCGGCGCUGGCCGGCCCUCACAGCCUUCCAGCCAGCAGAGAGGAUUUCUGACAAUGGACCAAACCCGGAAGCUCGUCCUCUUGCUGGAGUCCGAUCCCAAAGCCUCCAGCCUGCCGCUCGUCGGACUGUGGAUGAGUGGGAUCACCCACGUCUACAACCCUCAGGUGUGGGUGUGGAGCCUGAGGUUCAUGUUUGGCUCCAGUCUUCAGGACCGUGUUCUGUCGGAGAGCGGCUGCUUCCUCCUCGUUGUGUUUGGCCGCACCCACAGAGCUCCACAGUUCUUCCAGUGUCGAGGCUCCAGAACCGGACCGCAGCUGGACUGUCAGAUUCUGACCAGCACCCAGUCUGUCACACUGUACCAGCAGGUGGCUCCAGCGGACGGCGGGGUUCUGCGCUGUGAUCUGGGUUCAGAGGUCCACGGCAGACAGGCAGAGGUCUUCAGAGCAGCUCAGCGCUCUUUCAGCAGCUCGCCUCUGCCUGCAGCCGGGCUCUCCGUCAGUGACCAGGACUCCGGCGUGGAGGACGAGGACCUGUCGCCCCGGCCGUCUCCAAACCCCCACCCCCCAGCUCCACAGACUCGCAGGGUGCAGCCGUCCGUCCCCGAACUCUCUCUGCUCGUUGACGGCAGCUUCUCCUUCAACCAGAACCGGGACUCUGACUCCGCCCCCAGAACGUCUCCUCCUGACAACAAGGCCCCUGCUCCUGCCACCUCCUCCUCCUCAGCCCCUGCUCCUGCCACCUCCUCUUCCUCAGCCCCUGCUCCUGCCACCUCCUCAGCCCCUGCUCCUGCUCCACACCUCCACAGCACUCCCAACUCAAACUUUCACCAGCCGUGCAUGUGUUGUUCCGCCCGCGCCUACAGCUGCACCUCCAUCCACCCCUCCCCGGCAGCUCCAACUCCCUCCCAUCAUCACACUUCUCCUUCUGCUCCGUCUCCUUCCACCCCCCAUCAGAAACCUUGUGCCAGCCCCCGCCCUGUUCUUCAGCACCCUUCAGUCUACCAGCGCUCUCCUCCACCCGUGGAGUCGGACUCUCCUCGUCCUCAAUCCCACCAUCACACUCCUCCUCCUCCUAACCACUACUCCUCUGUGCCCCAUAAAUCCUCCCAUUAUCACUCUCCUCCUCCUCCUGGUCCUCCCCUCCUCUCCUCCAACCAGAAAGCUCUUCACCCCCCUCCUCCUACCAGCCAGCAUGUCUUCCCAUCCCAUCCUGGUCCUGCGUCUCCUCCACCCUCCUCAGGCUGCCCCAGUUCCAUUGCCCCACCCUCCCACACGUCUCCUCCCUCCCCAUGUCCUGCUGCUCCUCCUCCCUGCCACUGCUGCCCCCCUCCUCCUCUAUCAAACCCAGCAUUAGGAGCCAACCCCCUGUCUCCUUCUUGGCUCCCACGCCCCCCCUGUGUGAAUCGAUGCUGUGAUCCGUUGUCGGGAGUCGCUCCAUCGGACACCUACCAGCUCCUGCUCCACCAGGACCGCCAGCUGCGCCUCCUUCAGGCUCAGGUCCAGAUGCUGCUGGAGGCUCAAAAGAAACUGCAGGUCAACACUCAGACGUCCACAAGCACGGUCAGCGUCGCCGUGGAAACAGGUGCCAGUCUGUUCUGGGGGAGCGGCCCAGAACAGCCUCCCCCUCAUCAGAACGACCACUCCUCCUCCUCCCCAUCAUCAACAUCAUGCCCCCCCACCUCAUCACAUGAGAGGAGACCUGUGGGAGGAGCUGAGAGUGGUGACAUCACAGGUCAGGAAGUGCCAUCCUCCCCCCCAGUUCAGGCCAGCCUGAGUGGUUUACAGAGUCCGGUUCUGGGGGAAAGUGUCAGCAUGUACGCAGCCAGAGACGAGCAGCAGAGCUUCUACAAGAACCUCAUGACUCAGCUCCACAGUCGUCUCCAGGAUCCAGACGACAAACAGGAGGCAGAGGAAGAUUCCAGGAGGAAGAGUCUGCCCUCCUCUGAGCACUCCCACUCUUCCUCAUCCGCCUCCUCCUCAACCUCGACCCAGAGGAAGAAGCGGCAGCUUCCAGAACCAGACCCCGUGGUCAGAGCCACCGUUCGGCAGCUGCAGCAGCUGGGCGUGGACGUGGACGAGGCCGACGUGACGGAGUCGGACAAACACAGACUCAAAGCCGUGGAGAGCGCCAGCGUGUUGGCGAGCAUCAACCCGGCGGCGGUCAUCUCUAGACUGAGUGUGUCCGAGCCGACAGCCAGCGCCCUCUGCCCUGGUGGCAGUGUGGAUCUAAGCCUGGAGGCCAACGCCAUCGCGCUGCGUUACCUGAGCGACGCCCAACUCAGCAGGCUGUCUCUGGGAGGCCACACCCCCCAGCACAUCCCCACGCUCUCCUCCUCCAACGUCUCCCUGCUGUCUCCUAGCAACAUGUCUCUGGCCACCAGAAAGUACAUGCGGCGGUACGGCCUGAUAGAGGAGGAGGACAGCGAGGAGGAAGAGGAGCCCGUCCGGGGUCAGAAGGGUUCAGCUCGCCGGCCGCUAACCGAAGUGAAGCUCCUCCCACAGAGCCAGCUCCUCCGGGACCUGCGGCCGAAAAUGCAGCUUUUAACCGCGAGCAAACCCAACACGGAUGACAAGGAGAACCGAUCGGGAAGGAGAGACGCUUUGAUCCGGGCGGAGAACCAGCAGCCAGAGGGCUCGGUGGGAAACAUCCUGGACCUGAGCCGGCUCAGGCAGCUGCCCAAACUCUUCUGACCCUCCAAUCCAUCUUAAUGUGCUGGAAAUGGACCUGUUCUUCUGGACUCAUCCGGUCCCUGCAGAGGACCUGAUACCCUCAUUUUAUGAGAUUUUCUUGUAUUUCUGCUCUUUGUGUGAAAUGUUUUUGUACAUUUUUAUAUCUGUAAAUACCCACGUGAAGCACAUGAAAUAAAAUUUUGAUUUUAAUUAAA
Messenger RNA from Oryzias melastigma (Indian medaka), 3918 nucleotides. It is a transcript of the gene stil, whose product is annotated as STIL centriolar assembly protein. Lineage: Eukaryota; Metazoa; Chordata; Actinopteri; Beloniformes; Adrianichthyidae. The record is from RefSeq and is a predicted model, not a curated record. The coding region runs from base 347 to 3724 and encodes 1125 amino acids. Gene Ontology annotation, biological process: centrosome duplication; protein localization to centrosome; smoothened signaling pathway. The transcript is spliced from 16 exons. Gene Ontology annotation, cellular component: centriole; centrosome.